Molecule: messenger RNA, 936 nt
Organism: Neomonachus schauinslandi (Hawaiian monk seal)
Lineage: Eukaryota; Metazoa; Chordata; Mammalia; Carnivora; Phocidae
Product: olfactory receptor 10G3
Biological process (GO): G protein-coupled receptor signaling pathway
Cellular component (GO): membrane
Molecular function (GO): G protein-coupled receptor activity; olfactory receptor activity
Source: RefSeq, a predicted model, not a curated record
AUGGAAAAAGUCAACAGCACAUUGUUGACUGAGUUCAUUCUCACAGGAAUUCCCUACCCUCUCGGGCUAAGAACGUUCCUGUUUGUGUUCUUUUUGCUAAUCUACAUCUUGACUCAGCUGGGAAACCUGCUUAUUCUAGUCACUGUCUCGGUGGACCCGCAGCUCCAUGCCCGUCCCAUGUACAUCUUUCUUGGUGUUCUCUCCAUCAUUGACAUGGGCAUCUCUACCAUCAUUGUCCCUCGCCUCAUGAUGAACUUCACUUUAGGCAUUAAACCCAUCCCAUUUGGUGGUUGUGUGGCUCAGCUGUAUUUCUAUCACUUCCUGGGCAGCACCCAGUGCUUCCUCUACACCUUGAUGGCCUACGACAGGUACCUGGCAAUAUGCCGGCCCCUGUACUACCCUGUGCUCAUGAAUAGCAGGUUAUGCACCAUCCUCGUGGCUGGAGCUUGGGUGGCAGGGUCCAUCCAUGGGUCUAUCCAGGCCACCUUGACCUUCCGCCUGCCCUACUGUGGGCCCAACCAGGUAGAUUAUUUCUUCUGUGACACCCCUGCAGUUUUAAGGCUAGCCUGUGCCGAUACAACAGUCAACAAGCAGGUGACCUUUGUGGACAUCGGAGGUGCCACUUGCUUCUCCCUGAUCCUCCUCUCCUAUGUACAGAUCACUCAGGCCAUCCUAAGAAUCCGUACAAAUGAUGGGCGGCGCCGAGCCUUUUCAACCUGUGGAGCCCAUGUAACCGUGGUCACUGUCUACUAUGUGCCCUGUGCCUUCAUCUACCUUCGGCCUGAAACCAACAGCCCCCUGGAUGGGACAGCUGCCUUAUUUCCCACAGCCAUCACCCCUUUCCUCAACCCCCUCAUCUAUACGCUGCGGAACCAAGAGGUAAAGCUAGCCCUGAAGAGAAUGAUAGGAGCCCCCGGGACAAAGAGUAAGGUUUGA